Messenger RNA from Nelumbo nucifera (sacred lotus), 1437 nucleotides. Its product is annotated as alpha/beta-Hydrolases superfamily protein. The record is from RefSeq and is a predicted model, not a curated record. NCBI's taxonomy places the organism in Eukaryota, Viridiplantae, Streptophyta, Magnoliopsida, Proteales, Nelumbonaceae.
GUAAUUUACCGGAUUUGCAGUCAGUCAGCUAUGAUGCGCGCUUACUUUGUUGUUUGCGUCUACAAAUUCAGUCCUGUCGUCCAACGGUGUCUCUAGGCUUAGAAGUUUGGAACCUCCCAAUAUGGCUUUAAUAAAAACUGCAACUUUCGGGCUAACUUGUUCUCCAUUCUCAUUGGACGGAUUUGUGCAGAGGAAAAGGAGGAAGGCGAGGCGAACCUCAAAGGCGCCAACGAUGAAGUUCGAAGGCGUAGACAAGGAGCUGCAGAAGAUUUUAGAUGCCAACAUGGAUGAUGUUGCUGCGAGGCGUCGUGCUCGUGAGGCAUUCAAGGAAAUUCAGCUUGGAAUAGAUCAUUGUUUGCUUAAGAUUCCAUAUGAUGGCUUGAAGAUGAAGGAGUCAUAUGAGGUGAACUCUAGAGGGUUGGAAAUUUUCUCUAAAAGUUGGCUUCCAGAGAUUUCUCCAUUAAAAGCUGUGGUUUGUUUCUGUCAUGGUUAUGGGGACACUUGCACAUUUUUUGUUGAAGGAAUAGCUAGAAAGUUGGCUUCAUCUGGCUAUGGAGUUUUUGCAAUGGAUUACCCUGGCUUUGGUCUAUCAGAAGGUCUUCAUGGAUAUAUUCCAAGCUUUGACAGGAUUGUUGAUGAUGUAAUAGAGCAUUUCUCCAAGGUCAAAGAAAACCCGGAGUACCAAAGCCUUCCAAGCUUCUUGUUUGGACAGUCUAUGGGUGGAGCAGUUGCUCUAAAGGUGCAUCUCAAACAACCUAAAGCAUGGAAUGGUGCCAUUCUUCUUGCACCAAUGUGCAAAAUUGCAGAGGAUAUGGUUCCACCUUGGUUAGUGAAGCAGAUUCUAAUUGGUGUAGCUAAAAUUCUUCCCAAAGAGAAGCUAGUACCACAAAAAGACAUGGCAGAGAUGGCAUUCAGAGACUUAAAUAAAAGAAAGCUGACAUCCUACAAUGUCAUUGCUUACAAGGAUAAGCCAAGGUUAGGAACUGCAGUAGAGUUGCUUAAAACAACCCAAGAGAUAGAAUACCGUUUGGGAGAAGUCUCUUUGCCACUAUUAAUCCUGCAUGGAGAAGCUGAUACAAUAACUGAUUCAUCAGUCAGUAAGGCUUUGUAUGACAAGGCAAGCAGUUCAGACAAGAAAUUAUGUCUUUACAAGGAUGCUUUCCAUGCUCUACUUGAAGGCGAACCAGAUGAUGCAAUAUUCCAAGUUUUUGAUGAUAUUAUAUCCUGGCUUGAUGAACGGAGCAUCAGAAAGAAUCCACAUUGAUCAGUGACACCUUGUUUGUAACCAAGUAAGCUUGGGUGGUUAUCAGAAGAGGCGUAUUUUAUUGUUAUAGAGAUUAGGGUAAUGACAGAUUAUGCUUAAAUUUCCAUUUUGAUCAAUCAGGAUUAUAUUCUUUUGAGUAAUUAAUUUAAUAUACAAAUGGAUUUUUUUAAUUA